This is a messenger RNA of Stylonychia lemnae, 1251 nucleotides long. Lineage: Eukaryota; Ciliophora; Spirotrichea; Sporadotrichida; Oxytrichidae. The record is from the annotation of a GenBank genome assembly.
AUGGUUGAAGAAAUAAACUUGGCUGAAGAUAGGAAGAAAAAAUUAAGAAAAAUUCUUAAAACAUCCCCUGAAAAGAGAUGCGAUGAUGAUAUUAAAUUGAUAGAAGCAUUAGUUGAGGUAAAUAUUACUCAAAGUUCAAAAACAAUACAGGAUAAUAAAUUCUUGAAGCAAUUUAAGGGAACGGUUAAACUUAAAGAACUGUGUAAAUAUAUGAGAAUUCAGCAUUUCGGAGCUAGAGAGACUAUUAUAUAGGAGGGAGACAUAGGUGAGACGUUUUAUAUUAUUUACUCUGGAAGAGUGAGUGUUUAUAAGCAAUAGAAGAGCGAGUUCUCAGAUUCUGUUAUUAUGACUCAUUUAACUGAAUUGGGUAGUGGAGAAUAAUUUGGAGAGCUUGCAUUACUUUAAAAAGCACCAAGAUCAGCCACUGUUAUAGCAUCUAUUCCUACUGACUUAAUUGUACUUGAUAAGACAACUUAUGAGAAUGUCAUCCAAAAUCUACACUUCUAUUAAAUUGAUGGCACGAUUGAAUUCUUUUAACAUCUACCCUUGUUUCAGCAUCUAAACAGAAAUGAGUUGUUUAGUAUAGCAAGCAAAUGCUAAUAUAAGAGAUUCCCAACUAAUACCAUAAUUUUAAGACAAGAUGAUAUCCCAAAAUCUGUAUACUUUAUCAAGGCUGGUAGAAUAAAGGUCUUGAAGAAGGUUGAUUUUAAAAUUCCUGAGGAAAAGUGGCAAUUUUAAAAUAUUGAUUAUCUCAUUUAAGAUCCUAGUGAAGAGGACUAUGAACUAGAAUUAGUAGAAUCUAAGCUACUUGAAAUUGAUGAUUUGGGUAAUGGAGAUGUUUUUGCUGAAGAUGCUAUUAUUUUGAAAUAGCCUAUAAAACAUAGCAUUAUUACUGCCAUUCCAUCAGAGAUUUUUAUGCUAGAUAUGCAUGACUUUCUUAGAUUACAUAAGUUAAGACUGUUCAUGCUGAAACUAUUAACAAAAAACAGUAACAUCUUUAGAUUAACUUAAUUUAGAAACUUUGAAAGAUAACUAAGAAAGCCCCAGUAAAUGCCUGUUAAAUUCAAGCAGAAGGCAAUUAAUAAGCAAGAUCAGGAAGAUGCUUUUACAGAAUAAGAUGUGCUCAAUACAAAUUAUCUUUCAAGUGUCGAUUACAUCUUUAAAGCUCAAAAGCAGAAGAGAAACAUGCUUGAGGUAUAGCACUAGCAAUAAUAAUAAUAGCAACUCUAAAACAAUAACAACAACAAUUGA